AUGCGAGGGACGAAGCCAAUUCGAGUCGAGAACGCUUUCGCCGACCUGAACAAAGGCAGAGCAAAUAGUAGCAUCCAUGUUUGGUCGGAAUUUUAUGACACCGAUCCUCCGACACCAGAAGCGGCCCCCGACCGAGGGUUUGGGGGAAUUCUCAGCGGUCCAUGGAAGGAAGGCCACGAGAACACUAUCGUCAUUACUGCUUUCCAAGCCGACGCGGUUGAGGCUAUGUUGUAUUUUUUGUAUCACUUCGAUAACAAACAACCAACGGACGCCAUGGUUUUCGAUGCCAGAAUGUAUGAGAUUGCAGACAACUAUAGGCUCGAUUCCCUCAAGGAGCUUGCCGGUGAAAGAUUCUACACAAAAAUCAGUGCGGAAUGGAAUAAGGCUGCAUACAUUGAUGCAAUCAGUGUGGUGUAUACCUCGACCCCUUCCCACGAUCGUGGGCUACGACAGGCAGUCGUAAACGCUUCUUUGGCGAACUUCGAGGAACUAAUUGAUCAGGAAGACUUCGAGAGUGCAGUGAAGGACAACCCGGAAUUUGCGUAUGACAUUAUUCGUGAACAGGGUACAACAGGUAGGCACCAUAUUAACGGGAUUCGCGGCAUCUAUAGCCUUUACUGGCGUCCAUUGGCAGAUAGAUAA
Molecule: messenger RNA, 642 nt
Organism: Fusarium poae
Lineage: Eukaryota; Fungi; Ascomycota; Sordariomycetes; Hypocreales; Nectriaceae
Exons: 3
Coding region: 1-642 (213 amino acids)
Source: RefSeq, a predicted model, not a curated record